Messenger RNA from Ctenocephalides felis (cat flea), 3481 nucleotides. RefSeq names its product insulin-like growth factor-binding protein complex acid labile subunit (gene Gp150). Gene Ontology annotation, cellular component: extracellular matrix. The record is from RefSeq and is a predicted model, not a curated record. NCBI's taxonomy places the organism in Eukaryota, Metazoa, Arthropoda, Insecta, Siphonaptera, Pulicidae. Gene Ontology annotation, molecular function: protein binding. The coding region runs from base 114 to 2807 and encodes 897 amino acids. The transcript is spliced from 3 exons.
ACUGCGUUUUGUUCCAUUUCAGUUCAAACUUUCAACAGGUGAUGUGAGUAAUUUUAAUGCGCUGCUAGUGUUUUUUUUAAAUUUUUGUGUUUUUUGAACGAGACUCAUAGAGGAUGCGCGUCCUUUUAUUGUUCUGUCUGGUAGCCGUAGCGGCUUGCGCUACAACUCAUCAGCCAAUUGGCAACUCUGUCCAGGAUGGAGCCAAAGAGAAGUUGCACGUUUCCAAAACCAAAGUGACCACCAAGCCGGAUCUGGUCUCCGAUAAGCCAGUCGUUGACGAGAAAGCUGACAAAGAAACAGAACCGGCCGAGCUCAAAGAUCUUGAUCUCAGCAAUGACAUCGAAGAUCCAAAUGAAGCCGAUGAUGACGAUGGUGAUGACGAUUUCUACGAGGAUGAUGACGAUGACGACGACGACGAUGAUGAUGACGAUGAAGCUUACGAUGAUGACUCAAGUGAUCCGAGCCUGAAAGAAAAUGUCCUGUUUUCAGAGGAUAAACUUUGCCCGCGUGAUUGUCGUUGUAAAACAAACACCAACAAUUUUAGAACUGCCCAUUGCACCCAAUUAGACCCGGAGGUUCAGAAAUUUGGUUCUGACAUUUCAGAUCUUGUUAUGGUAAACGCGAAGAAGGUUCGAUUGGAUGAUAAUAUUUUCAGAAGAUUAGGUUUAUCCAAAUUAUCGUCUAUUAAAAUCGUAGACAGUGAAGUAGAAAUUUUAUCAUCAAGAGCGUUUCAUGGUUUGCAUGAACUUUAUUCUUUGAAUUUAACUAACUGCGGAAUCACACAAUUAGAGCCUGAUACUUUCGCCGAUAACAAGAAAUUAACUUUACUCAGUCUUUCGGGUAAUAGUUUGCGCAAUGUAGUUAAUAGCAAAUCUUUUGCUUCGAACUUCAUUAAUUCUACUACAAUUCAAGAAUUGGAUAUGUCAAAUUGUAAUCUUCCCUGGUUACUCGAUGAUACUUUUGCCAAAUUACCAAAUUUGAUGUACCUCAAUCUUGCAGGCAAUAAAUUAACUUUCGGUGAAGCUCCUGAAACCAGCAAAGUUUUCUUGAAUGCCGAUUUAUUGGAAGAGAUCGAUCUUUCUGACAACCAGAUCAAAAAUUUGUCUGGAAGAAUAUUUAAUGAGAAUCUAGAGACUUUGAGAUUAAGAAAUAACCCUAUGGUACGAAUUAAGGAUUUCAAUUUACCUCAACUGCAAGUGUUGGAUUUAAGCGAGUGCCAGUUUUCUCUUAUAGAUGCUGAUAUGUUCAGAGGAAUUGGAUCUCUUAGCAGUUUGAAUCUCAGUAGUAAUGGAAUAGUAGAAAUCUAUCCAAGAGCUUUCGAUAAUUUGAUUGACUUGAGAUUUAUUGACUUGACACAUAAUCUACUUACUUUCUUACCUGACAACGUCUUCCAAAAUAAUGAUCAUUUGGAUGUUAUUAAAAUUUCUAACAACCCGAAUCUCAUGAAUUUGCCUAGAUUUCAUUCAAAUUUGUCAUCGUUUACCACUUAUAUGUUUGAAGCAGUAAAUUGCGGAUUACUUAGCUUAGACAAACAUACAUUUGCUGAAAUGCCUUCCAUGGCUCAACUGAAUUUAGCUCAGAACUCGAUCAAAGAUUUAAAAUAUAAUAUUUUCUGGCAUAUGCGCAAUUUAAUCAGCUUAGAUUUGAGUAAUAAUAAAAUCAACAAACUCGAUACUAGAAUAUUUAAAAAUAGUAAAAGUUUAAACAAACUUUUGUUAUCAGGCAAUCCAUUGAAGACCGUUGAAGCUAAAGUAUUCCUUCCUCUCAGUCUUCUCAACUGGUUGGAUUUGAGUGAUUGCGGUCUUAAUCAAUUGUGGUUGGAAUCGAAUGUUGGUGCUAAAGAUGUACUCAGUUCUUUAAAAUUCUUGAACAUAUCUAAAAAUCAUUUACGUUCUAUCCGAGUAGCUGAACUUGAAGUAAGUUCACGUUUACGUACUAUUGAUUUUUCACAAAAUCCAAUUCAAUGUGAUGUCGACUUCCGUGAUUUAAUCACAUAUAUGGGAGACAAUAACAUCAGUCCAGGUGAACCAGAGCCUUACUCAUCUGAUCUUUCUGAGUUCUACCCACAAGAUGAUGUAAUAGAGGAAUGGAAUGUUGUAGCUCGUAAGAUUUGCGGAGACGCUUAUGAUGAAGACGAUCUUACAAAGAUUGAGAAAAUGUUGGAUAAAAAGAUUCAAGAAGUUGACAAGGAUGUAGAAAAGUACAGCAAAAUGAAGAUCGAACAAGAAUCUAACAAGAAUAAAGAAAAAUCGUUGGAAGAUGAUGACGAUGAUGACAGUUCACUGGACGAUGAUGAUGAUAAUGAUGAUUAUGUGUACGAGUAUGAAUAUGAUUCAAAGGGAGUCAAAAAUAACAAAGAUAAAGUUUCAUUAAAAGAAGCUAUUUUACUCAUGGAGAAAAUGCAAAAUAAAAUGGACGAUUCCAGCACUGUGUUCAGCGAUCUGGACGAUGAUCUCUUGGAAGCUGAAAUUUUGCAGUCUGCAAAUGCAGGAAGUCAUGAAAGCAUUUUCAGAGGUCGCUAUCAUUACGUGUGGCCUAUGUUGCUUCUCCUUUUGAUCGUUCUUACCGUUUUGUUUGUCGUUGGAAAAAUAGUUCACAUUUGCACCAAUAACCGACAACGUUCAUUAAAAUAUCAGAAUAUAAUAACUGCUGUGAAUCACAAGAUCGUAAAGAAGAAGGAUUGUGGAUUAGUAUAUCAACCUCUAUCAGAAGAAAUCAGAUGUCCACCAACGCCAAUAGUGACACGCUAUCCAAGCUAUUUGAGCAGUCCGUUCCAUCAUGAAAAAAUUACCCCCGAACAAGUGUAGCUUUAAAAUAUUUAAUUCUGUCGCAAAAUUUGCUUGGUUAGUCUCCAUCGUAAAUUGAUUUGCAAAUAACAAUAUAGGAAUUUUAACAGCAGCGCUGUUUGUAGAAACUGUAGUCAAAGAGAACAAACCUUUAGGAUCAGAAUUAAUUUAUGUUACUUUGGCUUAUACAUUCCUCGAUCAAUUUACUUAAGUAAAAUAGUACGCUGUGGAUACUUCAAUGAGAUAUUGUCAUAUGUAACGGCAUGGGUAAUAAAUAAUUUAGUUGUUUAUACUGUCUACUUAAAAUAAAAUUGGUUUAAAUAUGACUUUAUAACUAAACAUAUUUAACCAACAGGAAAUAUAGUUAUAAUUAGUAAUGAUUUUAACAUUACAUUGUCUUGUAAGUAAGUAUAAUGUCCAGUCUCAUGAUAAUAUCUUAUUGUUAGUUAUUAUGAUAAGCAAACCUGUGAACAACACUGAAACAUAUUAGUUUAGUGCCUUAUCUGUAACUCAUAAUUCUGUGGGAACAUCUAACAUUUUUUUAGAGCUCGACAAUAAACAAUUAUUAAAUUUGGCAUUACGGUAACUAGUCUUUGGUGUUCAAACGAACGACAGCACAAACCACAAAAGCAUCCUGCUUAGAUUGUAGAACUUCAAACAAGGCCAUCUUAAUAAUUUUAAGCAAAAAAUUGGGA